Molecule: messenger RNA, 5827 nt
Organism: Salvelinus sp. IW2-2015
Lineage: Eukaryota; Metazoa; Chordata; Actinopteri; Salmoniformes; Salmonidae
Source: RefSeq, a predicted model, not a curated record
GGCUGUACCUUUGACGAAGACUCUGACCCUGGACUGUGUGAGUACAAGCAGGGACAGGAGGACGACUUUGACUGGCAGCUGAUGAGGACAUACAACUGGCCACACAGCACCCCAGACCUGCUACGAGGKUCGUUCAUGAUGGUGAACUCGUCCCAGCAUGCCGCGGGGCAGCGGGCCCACCUCCUCCUCCGUUCGCUGAGUGAGAACGACACGCACUGCAUCCAAUUCAGCUACUUCCUGUACAGCCGCGACGGCCACUCCCCCGGGGACCUGCAGCUCUACAUCCGGGUCAACGGGGGGCCGCGGGGAAGCGCCGUCUGGAACGUCUCCGGGUCACAUGGACGCCAGUGGCACCAGGUGGAGCUAGCCGUUAGCACAUUCUGGCCCAGCGAAUACCAGGUGGUGUUUGAAGCAUCGGUCUCAGCAGAACGGCGUGGCUACAUCGCCAUUGACGACAUCCUGCUGCUCAAUUACCCCUGCUACAAGGUUCCCCACUUCUCUCGCUGGGGGAUGGGAGGUCAAUGCAGGGCAGAAUCCACCUUCCAGUGUGUCGACGGCAAAACUACAGAGACAGAACCCUUCCUACUGGAGUCUCUGAAGGAGAAGAGAUCUACUCUCUACAUCCGAAGUCUUUACAGACAUGUCUGCACUUCGUCAUCCUCCAAUCAGAAUUCAGGCAAGGUUACCAGAUUGCCCCCCACCCCCAUCGCUCCCCCCCAGCUGCUCCGGGCUGGCCCCACCUACCUGAUCAUUCAACUCAAUACCAACUCCAUCGUGGGGGAUGGCCCCGUUAUCCGCCGUGAGAUCGAGUACCGGGCCAGCCAAUCACCAUGGUCGGAGACACACGGUGUGGGCUCGCUCACGUAUAAGGUGUGGCAUCUGGAGCCGGACACAGAGUACCGUAUCAGUGUUUUACUGACCCGACCAGGGGAGGGAGGCACAGGGGCGCCUGGACCCCCCCUGGUCAGCAGGACCAAGUGUGCAGAGCCCAUGCGUGCGUUGCGAGGCCUCACAGCCAUAGAGAUCCAGCCUCGUCAACUAGUCUUACAGUGGGAACCUCUGGGCUACAACCUGACGCGCUGCCACACCUACUCCGUCUCUCUCUGCUACCGUUACUCCACACCUGCAGGAGGCAGCGCAGGGAACAAUGCCACAGUGAGGGAGUGUCUCUCCGUAGAGAGGAACCAAUCACACUUCACCCUGAGGGACCUGCCCCCGUUCCGCUCCGUCCACGUCAGGCUGGCGCUGGAAAAUCCAGAAGGCAAGAAAGAAGGCAGAGAGGUCACCUUUCAAACCGAGGAGGACAUUCCUGGUGGCGUCGCCCCAGAGUCACUGACCUUCACCCCAUUGGACGAUAUGAUUUUUCUGAAGUGGGAGGAGCCUGUGGAGCCCAAUGGGGUCAUCACACAGUAUGAGAUCAGUUACCAGGGCAUCGAGUCAUCCGACCCAGGUAUCAACGUACCGGGCCCUCGCCGUACUGUCUCCAAGCUGAGGAACGAGACAUACCACAUGUUCUCUGGCCUACACCCCGGCACCACCUACCUGGUGUCUGUUAGAGCUCGCACCGCCAAGGGCUUCGGGCAGACCGCCCUCACUGAGAUCACCACCAACAUCUCCGCCCCAGUGUUUGACUAUGAGGAUGUCCUGGCCCCACUCAGUGAGUCAGAGAGCACCAUCACGGUGCUGUUGAGACCAGCGCUGGGCAGAGGAGCACCAGUCAGUGCAUACCAGGUGGUGGUAGUAGAAGAGGACGGUUCUAGGCGGAUCAGGAGGAAGAGGAGGAGGAGGGAGCUGGGUAGCGGUUCAGACUGUUUCCCUGUGCCAGCGUCCCAGGUGGAGGCCCAGUCUAAGGGGACGCCUCACUACUACACAGCUGAGCUGCCCCCCUCCAGUCUCCCUGAGGCCACUCCGUUCACCGUAGGGGACAACCACACCUAUAACGGCUACUGGAACACUCCCCUGGACCCCUCCAAGAACUACCUAGUCUUCUUCCAGGCUAUAAGCAACUUCAGAGGGGAGACGAGAAUUAACUGCAUCCGGAUUGCCCGUAAAGCUGCCUGUAAGGACCAUAAGAGGGCCCUGGAGGUGUCCCAACAUGCAGAGGACAUGGGUCUGAUCCUGGGGGCCUGUGCUGGCGGACUGGUGGUCCUCAUUCUGCUGCUGGGGGCCAUCGUCAUCAUCAUCAAGAAGGGGAACAGAGGAGUUCAGUGAACGAGUCCAGCAGCCUGUUGGGUGGUUCACCUCGACGCCACUGUCGUAGGAAGAGCUCUCCGUACCACACAGGUCAACUUCACCCCGCGGUCAGGGUGGCAGACCUCCUCCAACACAUCAACCAGAUGAAGACUGGGGAGGGAUACGGCUUCAAACAGGAGUAUGAGAGCUUCUUUGAUGGGUGGGAUGUCACCAAGAAGAAGGACAAGACUAAAGGGAGACAUGACAGUUUAUUGGGGCAUGAUCGUCAUCGAGUCAAGCUACACUCUCUCCUAGCAGACCCCAACUCUGACUAUGGCAAUGCCCACUACUAUAGACGUAAGUUACACUUGCUCCUUAAACUGAGACUCAGCCGUACGAUCAGCUGUGGGAACCAAAGAUAUUGCAGAGUGACUUACGAUAUCCGGAUAAACAGGGAAGGGUACCAGCGAUCAAACCACUUUAUAGCCACCCAAGGUCCCAAGCAGGAGAUGAUCUAUGACUUCUGGAGGAUGGUGUGGCAGGAGAAUUGCUUCAGUAUCGUCAUGAUCACUAAACUGGUGGAGGUGGGCAGGAUGAAGUGCUGUAAGUAUUGGCCCGAGGACAGUGAACUCUAUGGAGACAUCAAGAUCACACUGCUGAAGACGGAAACACUGGCCGAGUACACUGUUCGCACCUUUUCUAUGGAGCGGAGGGGCUACCCAGCGAAACAUGAGGUGUGUCAGUUCCACUUCACCUCCUGGCCAGAGCACGGUGUUCCCUACCACGCCACAGGCCUGCUGGCCUUCCUACGCCGGGUCAAGGCCUCCACACCCCCCGAUGCUGGGCCCGUGGUCGUCCACUGCAGUAUGGGAGCAGGCAGAACAGGCUGCUACAUCGUACUGGACGUCAUGCUGGAUAUGGCAGAGUGUGAGGGAGUGGUGGACAUCUACAACUGUGUCAAGACCCUCUGCUCCAGACGCAUCAACAUGAUACAGACAGAGGAGCAGUAUGUGUUCAUCCACGAUGCCAUACUGGAGGCUUGUUUGUGUGGAGAGACAGCUAUACCUGUUCUUGAGUUUGCUCUGACCUAUAAGGAGAUGCUGAGGGUUGACUCACAGAGCAACACCUCCCAGCUACGGGAGGAGUUCCAGACGUUGAACUCUGUGACCCCUCACCUGGACGUGGAGGAAUGCAGCGUAUCCCUGUUGCCGAGGAACCGCGAAAAGAACCGUAGCAUGGACGUCCUGCCCCCCGACCGCGCCCUGGCCUUCCUGGUCACCACUGAGGGCAUUGCCGAGGGCAACAACUACAUCAAUGCAGCUCUCACCGACAGCUUCCACCGGCCCGCCGCCUUCGUGGUCACACCUCACCCGUUACCGGGAACCACGGCAGACUUCUGGAGGCUGGUCUAUGACUAUGGAUGUACCUCGGUGGUGAUGCUCAACCAGAUCAACCAGUCCAACUCUGCCUGGCCGUGUCUAAAGUACUGGCCAGAGCCUGGGCUGCAGCAGUUUGGACCAAUGACAGUGGAGCUUCUGUCCAUGAUGGCUGAUGAUGACGUCAUAAUUCGUCUGUUCCGGGUUCAGAACAUCAUGCGGCUCCAGGAAGGUCAGCUGGUGGUUCGUCAUUUCCAGUUCCUGCGCUGGUCUCCAUACCGUGACGUCCCAGACUCUAAGAAGGCUUUCCUAAGCCUGCUGGCACAGGUCCACAACUGGCAGAGGGAGUGUGGAGAGGGACGUACCAUCGUCCACUGUCUUAACGGUGGUGGUAGGAGCGGUACGUUCUGUGCUUGUACCAUGCUGCUAGAGAUGAUCCGUCAUCACAGCCUGGUGGAUGUCUUCUACGCUGCAAAGACGCUACGCAACUCCAAACCCAACAUGGUGGAGACCAUGGAGCAGUACCGGUUCUGCUAUGACCUGGCCUUGGACUAUCUGGAUGCCUUGGACUGCCUGAGUGAGAUAGAAGUGAGAUAGCACUGAUCCCAGAUCAGCUCAGGCCCAGUAGAAAUGGAGUGGAGUCCUGGACCUAGCCUGGAUCUCAGCCUGGGUCCACAUUACCUGGGCUUCCCAGCCUGGUCCUAGCCUGAGUCCACAGCCUGGGCAUGGACCUGGGCCUGAGUCCACAAUGCUCUGCUUCUCUCUCUACACUUCUACAUCUAGCACAGAUUUGUCAGACCUUCUCAACCCUAGAAGGAGUGUAGGGAUAGAGGCCUGGGACUCAGUCCGCUGUCUUAGCCUGAGUCCGGCCUGGUCCACACCACUCCGUCCUGGGUCUUCCAUUGGGUCUACAGCCUGGGUCUAGCCAAGUUCCUGCUCUGCUUCCCUCUCGUCUCUUCCCCCAGGUCUGGGUGAUUCAGUGUAUCUGCUGCCAUAACGGACCUGGACAAAAAACUAUGAGAGCGAAAGAGAGGGAGACAGAGAGAGAUGAUGGGACAUGCUUCUACCUUCUAUCUGUCGUAUAAUGUACUCUUUUCCUUUCCCCUGCAUUCUUAUCCCAUCAGUAAGUUACUCUUCUGUUCUGUGCCACACACUAUCUGCCAAACCCAAGGAAGAGGACAAGGAAAUGGGCAGGAUCGUCCUCUUCUCAUUGGACGUUUUUCUGGUCACCUGACCACUGGUGGUAUACUCAAAGGUCUCCGCAACUUCCUGCCUUAUUUUAUUAUGUCAAUGACAACAACAAUAACAACAACAACAUCGAAAAACACAAAGCUGAAGUUUAAUAACAACAAGACAAUGAUGCCACAACUGCAGCAGAUAAAAUAUGUCAACUAUUAGGUGAUUGUGUGUGUUUGUUUUGUAAUACGUAUAAUGAUCUUGUAAAUGAUGCAAUGAUCUACUGUUGGUGAACAUCCGAUGUUGUUACUGUACACUGGUGUUUUCUCUGGUGAGGCUGGAAUGGCUAUUUCUCCAUCGGCAGAGAAGAAGUUUACAAAGAGAAUGACACUGAAAUGAUGUUGGCUGCAUCGAUCCUAUGGUCCUACUGUACAGAAAGGACCUAUCUGGUUUAUUAUUUAUUGUAUGUGUAAAUAGAUUGUUUUCCAGAUGUUUCUAGAUGUUUGUUGUCUUAACUCUGUGCCAAUUCAAUCUUUUUUGUCUAUGAACAACAUGGUCUCAUUAGAAUAAUGUCAAAAUAGUGACGUUUAACCAUUGUAAUUGUAUGCCACCCAAUUACUUUUAUGUCGCUUCUGGUGACAUAUUACUCCAUAUUGGUAAUGAGAUAUGUCUGCUAUAAAUGAGGACCACUUGAGCACCUGCAUGCCAGUCAGUUGUUAGUGUUUCCAUUGCAGUUUGUGACCCAGUCUGCUUCAGGGGACCGUCCCCACUGCUACCAGAGACUGGGGUUGCAAAAUUACAGUAGCUUUCCAAAAUUCCCAGAUUUUUUUCUGAAAUGGAGUAAGUAAGAAGGGAAUCGUCAAACUGCGAAACCUAUAACUUGGAAUCUUACUACUGGGAUUUCAGGAAACCUGGAACGUUCAGGGACGUUACCUAAUUUUGCAACCCUAUGCGCGAACCCCAGAGAGAAUAAUGUAACAAAAAAAAUGACAUGAUUUGUCUCUAGCUGUGGGAACAAACGUGAUCAGUUUGCCGAAAUUAGUUGCUUUUUACAUUUGUAUUUAUUCAUUCAAUGUUUUAUUUUAUAAUUGUGUAUAAAUGAA